AUGGCAGCCGUCCACCCCCGUCCUCUGCAUAGUCUGGGACCUGUUCACCCACCACGCGUUGAGAAAAGUGCCGUCAAGCCAUCCAUAGCUAGACAUGUUGAUAUUCGGGUCAGUGAUCCGUUAGACCACGAUGCGCCUGCUAUCCUGCACGAGCCGAGAGAUUACAGCGCCACAGAGUCGAAGGGGGCAGCUGUUGUCUUGAUCAGUGGUGCGGGUGGAGGAGUCAGUGGGCCUGCUGGCAUCUACCCAUCCCUAGCAGAUAAACUAGCCCUUCUCCUGGGUAUCCCCACAGUCCGUCUAGACUACCGCCAACCCGCAAACUCGGAAUACUGCUCCGCAGACGUAAUAGCCUCGUUCGACUACCUAGCCAGGCAGUUCAACUCUACCCGCUUCGUGGUGGUCGGCUGGUCCUUCGGCGGCAGUCCCUGUUUCACCGUCGCGGCGAAAGAACCCAAUCGACUCCGCGGCGUGGUGACGGUUGCAUCGCAGACGGCGCAGACGAACGGAAUCCGGAAGAUGAGUCCACGGCCGUUACUCCUCCUCCACGGGACGGGGGAUCAGGUGCUCUCUGCGUCGUGCUCGCAGGCCCUAUUCGAGAUGUAUGGGACCGAGGGGCAGAGGAAUCUGAAGUUGUUCGAUGGGGAUGAUCAUGGGUUGACACGGAAUGCGCCCGAGGUGGAGAAGGUGAUUUUCGAGUUUGUGGCCAGGACGUUGGGGUUUGAGAGUGUCUUGAGCGAUGAGACGGUCAGGCAGGCCGGGAUAGAUUUGGUGGAGAGCGUUGGGGGAAGAGUGAAGGAGAUGGAGGAGGGGAGGGAUCUGGAGGGGGAGAGGCUGUCUUGA
This is a messenger RNA of Monascus purpureus, 840 nucleotides long. Lineage: Eukaryota; Fungi; Ascomycota; Eurotiomycetes; Eurotiales; Aspergillaceae. The record is from the annotation of a GenBank genome assembly.